AUGUCUACCGCACCCCUCGCCCCUCGCCACGCUAUCGAAGACGUCUGGAGCUACCCCCGCCCCCCCCUCCUCCAGCGCACGCCCAACCUCCUCCAGGUCAUCUGGACCGCUCCCGAUGGCACCCAAACCGUGCUCGCCGAGACCGACAAAGGGUACCGCGUAUGCGAGACAUCCCACCCACCUACCUACUAUCUCCCUCGUGAUGCGCUGCGCGUAGCCAUCGACAAGACGGGCAAGACCAGCUUCUGCGAAUGGAAGGGCGGCGCGACAUACUGGAAGGUGGACACGCCCGGCGGCGCGAUCGGGAACCGGGUCUGGAGCUACGAGAAGCCGACGCGAGGGUUUGAAGAGAUCAAGGGGUAUUUGAGCUUUUAUGCGAGCGAUGGGCAGGGGAGAUGGAAGUGUUUUGUGGACGGAGAAGAGGUCGGCGUGCAAGAGGGCGACUUUUACGGCGGCUGGGUCACCAAAAACAUUACCGGCAAGAUGAAGGGAGGCCCUGGAACGUGGGGAUGGUAG
Dioszegia hungarica is the source of this 516-nucleotide messenger RNA. RefSeq lists its product as uncharacterized. The record is from RefSeq and is a predicted model, not a curated record. The transcript is spliced from 3 exons. The coding region runs from base 1 to 516 and encodes 171 amino acids. NCBI's taxonomy places the organism in Eukaryota, Fungi, Basidiomycota, Tremellomycetes, Tremellales, Bulleribasidiaceae.